CCCCGGCCUUGACCGCCGAUGGGCGGUGCUCGGAGCCGGCCGGUAUGGCCCUGGGAUUUGCUGGGGACUCCGCCGCCAUCGCCUGCACGCCGCUCCACGUCCGCGGAAUUCGCCGCGAGUGCCGGACAAUCGCCGGGCGCAGCCUGUGCGGAUGUGGGGCGCGGCGCGGGAGAGGAGGAGGAGCGGGAGGUGGUCUCGGUGGUCCUGGUAGACCCAGCGGGAGGAGGUGGAAGAGGGUCUGAUGCAACAGACUCGGCGCUGCGCCGCUGCUGUCCUGGUACGGAGGCAAGGACGGGAGAUGAGGAGCGGCUGUCGCAAUUGCAGGUGGUGGCGGGUGACGGCGGAGGAGGCGGUGGGCGAGGCCUCCGAGGACGUGUCACCGACAACGACGCGGAGGCCGACGAGCGGUGGGACGGCGCGGAGCAGAGUGCCGGGGAUGCGGGAGCCCUGGCCCACACCCCGAGCCACACACGCACCACGGAGGACCUCUUCGCAGCCAUCCACAGGUCCAAGCGCAUCCAUCUGGGCCGCCACAAUUCGGAUGACACUUUCCUGCGACACCGGUCCAUGUCGCCACCCGUGCGUUCGCCGGGGAACCCAUCACCCGGCGGGGCCCCCGGGGGGACGCGAGGCCCCCCGGCACGCCGUCCAGGUCGCAAGCAGAGCACCAGCAGCGACGACUUCAAGGCGCUGCUGCUUCGCAAGGGCGCGCGCUCCGACGUCGGCACACGCAUGUCGGCCGUGGAGAUGCUGAGGUCGGCGCGUUCGUCGAACGCGCCCGCUGGGGCCGCGGCGCCAGACCGGCCGGAGGACGAGGCGGAGUUCGCGGAGGCCGACGCUCCGGUGCGCGAUAGGAGCCGGCGCUUCGUCAGUGAGGGCUUCUCCCCGCGUGGUGGCGGCGGGGGAUUUGGCGGCUCGCCGGGCACGCCGCCACCACGCCUCGGCCGAUCCAACACCCCGCCGAGCGCCGGCUCCAGGCGCUACAACAACCGCAGCCGACUGCACAGCACUCCCAUGCAGGCGAUUCGCGAGGGCGAGGGCGAGGCCGGUGGGGACGCGGUGCCCUCGUAGAAACCCGCCCCGUCGACGCCCGCUAGGUUGCCGGAUCGUGGCUCCCCCCGCGUCCUCGCAUGGCCUGGGCCCGGCUCCCGCGGGGAGAGCGGUGGUGUUCGCUCGGCUGUAGCCGUGCGCGGUAAUGGCAUGCGUGGUGACGCCGUCACGGUAACGGCGUGCGCGUUUUUAACGGUAACUUAUUGUCUUACGGCGGUGCGUAGACGAACGAACGGGCGGGCGAGUGCAUGGUGUAUAGAGCGGGCUGGGCGGGGGGCGGGGCCCCGCGGGGCGUCCUGCACCAUCACGGCCUCUGCCCGCAAUGGGAGGCGCCCUGGUGGAGGAGGUGGCGUCGAAACGAACGCUGUCUCGCCUCUUGCCCCCUUUCGCGACGACGUGGGGAGAACCCCCUCGCCGCUUCCUCCUCUCUGCUCCGGGUUGGCAGGGGGUGCUGUUGGGGCGGGUAGAGAAACGGGUCCCGACACUCCGUCUGGUCGCUGGUAGACUGGAGGAGUAGGUGGCCCGUGAUUCGUAGCCACGGCCACAGUGAGAGGUGGAAUACUGGAUGUGGUGUGCCGGUUGUGGAAAGAUUUUUUCAGUGUCGCCAACCGACCUGGACAGACAUGACUAAAAUGAAUUCCUGGACGGUGCGCGAGCAGAAUUGCACUGCAUGCGUUUGUGUGUUUUUUAAUCGCGAUGGCGAAGAUGAUGAUGAUGUAGAAUUUGUAACGUUCGCUGUUCGUUUACUGUCCGAGAGACGGAGAGAAUGAGGAUGAUGCAGAGGCACGGAGAAUCACAGACAAGUGGGGGAAAGUAUAUUCUGGUUCUUUCGAAAGAACCAAGAAUAUGAAUCCCUGCAGUCACGAAAGCUUUUAAAUCAAAAUUUAAAUGAGGGAAGGUAGCCAGAAAUGGCACCAGCAAUUUCCGAAGCUCUGUGGUCCUAUGUCGAGAUGUUCAAACAACUCCGUUAAUAAUAAUAAUGAGGUUUUUUUUUAUAAUUGUCAGGAAACCAGAGCACCUGGAGAACACCCACACGCCCGAGUGUGGAUAACACAGAUAGCAAUUAACCCACUUGCUGCACUGCCAUACCCCUGGCCAGCCAGGAGAAGGUGACCUCGACAUGAAAGCACGUGUGAUCCACCAACCCCCGCCGCCUCCACAGCGCUGGCUUGCAGCCGUGUGCAGCGUAGCGAGCAGCUGACUGUGGGGGCGCUUCCCAGUGUGGACCACCGUGGCGCCAUGUGGUUUCAGAGACAGGAGCAGGGGGUGGGGUCCCCCCCUGUGUGUGGGGAGGCGGGGGAUGGUGAAGUGGGGAGAUAUUUGAGAUUGAAUUCAAAAUAAACUGUUUUCUCUGCCGGG
Petromyzon marinus (sea lamprey) is the source of this 2409-nucleotide messenger RNA. The record is from RefSeq and is a predicted model, not a curated record. NCBI's taxonomy places the organism in Eukaryota, Metazoa, Chordata, Hyperoartia, Petromyzontiformes, Petromyzontidae.